Molecule: messenger RNA, 963 nt
Organism: Pseudo-nitzschia multistriata
Lineage: Eukaryota; Bacillariophyta; Bacillariophyceae; Bacillariales; Bacillariaceae
Source: the annotation of a GenBank genome assembly
CGAACAAUCCAGCGAACCAAGUCAGGGAGUGUCACCCCUUGCUUCGAUUGUUUGAGCAGAAUAGCCGUACUCGUACGAACAAGCAAAUCGAAUGACACAGCCAUAACAUAAUUGCAACCCUUGCAAACAAACAAACACCCAAACAACGAUGUCUUUCCCACGCACUUCCACUCUGCUCCUUGCCCUCCUCGUAGUCGUUGCUACGCUGACGCACAGCGCCGAUGCCUUCUCCACCGUCCAGAAGCAGACGGUGCCGGCUUCCACCAUCCGGUCCACCGCACUCAACGUCUUUGGAAAGAAGAAAGAAGAAGAGGACCUUUCAUACAUCGAGUCCCGUGACAUGACGCGGGAAGAAAUGCUUGCGCUCAACGCAAAGAACGAGGAAAUCAUGAACAUGGAACUCACGGCCAUGACCGGAUUCAGCUUGGUGUUGUCUCUGCCCAUUUUGUACCUAUGCUGGGUCGCCUUCUUUUCGGAUUAAGGGAGGGAAGAAAUAAAGCAACGUGCGGGCAAUCAAUUUUUGAACGAAACAAUGAGAGAGAGGAGUGGGAGAAGAACCACAUUACAGUGCAUCGCAGCGUAGUGUCAUGUGGUAUUUUGUUCUAUUCGGAAAAAUGGAUGCUAUUGAGGAAAACUUUCCAUACACGCAGUUGAGCAGGUGAUUCUCGCUGUUUGUUGUUCGCAAGAUGAUGUCUAUCAUGAGCAAGCAAGGAGUUAAUGCUGAAAUUGACGUGUUGGAUUCGAUGAAAUUGCUUUGCUGACGAAUCGUCUUCAAUAGUAUGUUGGGGAGGCUUGAUUGGUUCUUCCAUUUUUGGUAGUAAUUCACUAAGAGUACAAAUCUGAAGCCAAUCUUUUUGACAAUAAAAAAGGACUGAAUGUAGAAGGAUUCGUCGAUUGGCACUUGCUACAAUAAUCAGAGAGAACGAGGCAAAACAAUAACACUAAUAGAAGCACUGUCUGUGA